Ornithorhynchus anatinus (platypus) is the source of this 3212-nucleotide messenger RNA. RefSeq names its product DISC1 scaffold protein (gene DISC1). The coding region runs from base 1124 to 3058 and encodes 644 amino acids. The record is from RefSeq and is a predicted model, not a curated record. Gene Ontology annotation, cellular component: microtubule; intermediate filament cytoskeleton; centrosome. Gene Ontology annotation, biological process: neuron migration; cilium assembly. NCBI's taxonomy places the organism in Eukaryota, Metazoa, Chordata, Mammalia, Monotremata, Ornithorhynchidae. The transcript has 12 exons.
AUCCCCUCUCCUCCCGACCACCCCCCGACUUCCCCGAUGACUCCCCUCUCCGGCCACCUCUGCUCCUCCUGACCAUCCUCCCACUCCCGUUUACCCCUGUCCCCGACCGACGCCUCUCCCCUGACGACUCCCCUCCCCCCGUCCACCUCUUCUCCGUCCGACUAUCCUUCCUCCCCUGACGACCCCCCCGACCAUCCUCCCUCCCCGACCACCUUCGCUCCCCUCCUCCCGACGAUUCCCCCUUUCCCUGCUGCCCUCUCCCACGGAUCGAUCCGCCCGGCCCCGCCCUCUGACCCUUUCCCGCCGAGGAACGGAUGCCCGGAGCUCUGGGCGGCCUCCCUUCCUCCCCUCCCCGGGAGGGCCCUCUCACUCGCUGUCGGGGGGGUCGUCCCCAGGAGAAUGCCGCCUUGUCCUGCCCGGACUCGAUGGGCCAUUUGUUCUGCUAGAAGAUCCCUCUUGAUAUGCCCGGCCGCUGCCCGGAGCUAGGAGAGAAUCCGGGACCGCUCUUCCUGCCACAGAACAGGAAAUCUGACCCUGUGGGAAUUCCCGGGGAUCGGGGAAUGAGGGUGUUGGGGGAGCCGGGCCGGAGAUCCCUCGGGGGCCGAUACGGAUCCCCGCACUACUGCUCUGUCCACCGCAAGCAGAACUCCCUGCCUGUGUCAUGCACUGCCUCUGCGCUCUGCAGUGCAGCAUGCAGAGACACACACACACACACACACACACACACACAAAUUCCGUCCACACAGUGCUCCGAUUACUCUGUCCAACCCUCAUUCGGUGUUCUUGGUCUCUCUGCAGUCAGUCCCCCCACCCGCCACGCUGUUGCCGAAUCAUUUCUGCACACCUGCUGGACUGCAAAUCUCCCAAAGGCAGGGUUUGUCCGUUUGGCUUCUGUGGCACUCUCCCGGGUGCUCACUUCGGUGCUCUGUACGCUGCAGGCAGCUAUGGAUGUGCUCGAUACGUGCUUUGAUUGGGCUAUUGAUUGAGCAAACACUGAAGCAUCGGACUCGUGGAAAGAACCGGUCUACCCGUCGGUGGUAUCUGAAAGGGAGAUGUCCGGGGCUGGGCCCCGGCGGCCGCCCCCGCACGGCGGAGGAAGAAGCUCACCAGGAGACCCGGUUACAUGAGAGCGGAUUUCCAGCCCCCAUCGGAGAGCCGACUUCCCGCCUCCCGGACCCCCUCCUCCUCCAGUUCCCCCGAGCGCGGCUGCCCUUUGCGGCCGGAGCCGGUGCCCCGGACUGGGCCCUGCCCCUGGGACUCGGGAUCCGGGCGCCGGACCUUACCCGAGGCCGACGGCCCCGACGGCCCCCCGCCCCCUAGCCCGGGGGGCGCCCGCUGGGCGCUGCAACUGGAACCGGAAGCCCGGCCGGAGGCCGGAGGCCCUGGGGCUGUGCGGCCCGGGGAGACCUCCUCCACCGGCCCCUGGGACGCCCCUGAGCCCCCACCCGCCACGCUGGGAGCCUCGGACUCCAGCUUCAGCUUCAUCCGCCAGGCGCUCCUGGCCGCGGAGGAGCGCGGGGAGGUGGAGGGCCGUGCAUCCCCCGGGGCCCGUGGGCCUAGCUUGGAGCGGGCCCGGCCGGGACUCCCGGGGCCCGCCCGUGGGCCCGAGCGGGGCGGGGACCCGGCCGGCCCACCCGCGGAGCCGGGUGGCGCGGCCCCACCCCGGCCUACCGACCCUGGGACUGCGGCCCCGGCCCCGGACGGAGGUGUCCGCCCGCCCCUGGGGCCCCUCCGUCUGGACUCCACAGCUCCGGGGCCCGCCAGGCCCCCAGAGACCCCGGGCCGGGGGAGCAGCGGCGAGUUGGCCGCCGAAGGCCGGGACCCGCUGACGCAGAAGGACGAGCCGGCCCCGCAGACCUGCCAGCACAGCAAGCGCGCUGCCCUGUGGGUGGGGACGCUCCUGGGGGCCCUGUGGGGGCGGCUGCGGGGGCGGCUGGAGGACGGCGCCGCUGCGAAGGACGACGGCUCCGCCACAGAGACACUGCGACAGGAGGCAGAAGAGGAAGAGGCAGAGGCCCUGCAGCUCCAGCCGGGAGCCAGAGUCUUCCCGGAGCCGGUUGGAGGCCAGCUGCGGGGUGUGACGUCCGGGGACGCUCACCUGGUGGACGGCGGCGGGCUCCGGCCUCUGCCCGGCAAGGGCUCCGGCCCCGGGUCUCCUGCCCCGGCCCAGCUCUCGGCCGCUGGCCUCUCCCGGCUCCUCCACCAAAGGCAGCGGGUGCAGCAGGAGAUGGUUGGUCUCCAGGCCAGGCUGCGCGUGUUGGAAGCCCAAGAGCAGCGACUGAGGCGAGCCAUCGCCGACCUCGGCUGGGAUCCGCAGCCGGGGCUCGGCCGGGCCGCGGGGGAGGUGCCGGUCCCGACUCGGGUGGCCCCAUUCGGCCCGGAGCCCCCAGGAAUCAAGGGCCCCCGCGAAAGAGACCAGACCGUCCACAGGCCCACCAGAGGGACGACCGCCAAGGUCCUCACCCACCAGGAGCUCUGCCGGGCAGCGAGGGAUGGCGAGGCAGCCCACCCAGGCCUGCGGGGUUACCAGGCGGAGGCCACGGCAGAAACCGGCGGGCAGGACAAUGCUGUGAAAUGCAUGAAGAAACCGGAGGAUAGCCUACAAAGCCUGGGAAGGCAGGUGCUACAGACGGUGCGGGAAGCCGAUCUGGAAGCCAGCCAGCUAUUGAUCCGGGAAUUCCAGCUGGCCGAGGGUUGCGCCGGCAACGCUGGGAGAGAGGAACGGGAAGAGGAGGAGGAGCAGGUGACCGCAGCUGCUCCAUUGAGGGCAGGUGGCAAUCUGCCUGAGGACCUCCCCCUGAGCGCCGAGGAGCUGGGAGGCAGAUGCGGAGCCAUCCGGGAGAAGCUGGGGCUCUUGGAAGAGGAGCUCCAUGAGGCCAUGGGCACUGGCGACCACAGCCUCGUCCCCGUUCUGGGCAGGGAGGUCCAGGCCGUCAAAGCGACGCUGCUGGCCCUGGUGGUCUGGCUCCAGCCGGGGGCCGAGGCGGGACGAGAAGAGGCCGUUGGACACUUGUGCCGGAACGGCUGGGACUCGAGCAACGCGGGCUGGACGGGGUGAGGGGUGGGGGGCCCGCCGCGGGGGCCUGAGAGGGGUCGGACCGACCGGCCGCCCCCGAGAACUACAGCCGGCUCUGCCCUCGUUCCCCCAGGACCCUGGGGUUCCUUAAUCUUGUAAUUAGAAAUCCUUGUUAAUAAAACCAUUUUACGAAGAA